AUGCUCUCAGAAGAUAUAACGCACUUUGACCACCAAUUUUUCUCCAUCACGCCUGACCAAGCUGCUGCUAUCGAUCCCCAGCAACGCCUACUGCUCGAGGUCACGUAUGAAGCUCUCGAAUCUAUGGGGUGCCCCAUGGAACAGCUUCAUGGCUCAGAUACCGCCGUUUUCGUUGGUAUGAUGAAUAACGAUUACCUAGUUCAACAAGCUCUGGAUGUCGAUUUCUCACCUAAAUACAAUGCUACGGGUGUGGCAAACUCCAACGCAUCGAGUCGCAUUUCCUAUUUUUUCGACUGGCAUGGCCCGUCAAUGGCGAUCCGAAGCGGCACUUCAAAUAUGCUGUCACCGACGGGCAAAAGCCGAAUGUGGGACGCCAAUGCAGAUGGCUAUGCUCGAGGAGAGGGUGUCGCGUCGGUGGUUCUGAAGACGCUAAGUGACGCAAUCCGAGACGGCGACAAUAUUCACACUGUCAUUAGGGAAAUAGGCGUGAAUCACGAUGGAAGGACUGCGGGUCUUACGAUGCCGAGCGCCACUGCUCAAGCCCAUCUUAUCCGCCGCGUAUAUCGCCAAGCUGGUCUUGACCCUCAAGACCGGAAUGACCGGUGCCAAUUCUUCGAAGCUCACGGUACUGGUACCCCUGCUGGUGAUCCGCAGGAAGCUGAGGCUUUAAACAGAGCCUUCUUCGACAACAUGAAUUCCGCUGAUGAUGACAUACUCUUUGUCGGCUCCAUCAAAACCAUCGUCGGUCACACUGAGUCUACAGCAGGACUAGCCGGGCUGCUCAGGGCUUGUCUGGCUUUGAAAAAUGGAGUGAUACCUCCGAAUCUCCUUUUCAAUAGGUUAAAUCCAGCCGUGGCGCCUUUCACCGCCCAUCUUCGAAUCCCUACUACUGCUCAGCCCUGGCCAUCACAUCAGGGUAGUGUUCGGAGAGCCAGUGUUAACAGCUUUGGAUUCGGCGGUGCUAACGCCCAUGUCAUCCUUGAGUCCUACGAUCCUACAGACCAUUUUGUUAAUGGCAACGGAAUUCCAUCACCCGCUUUGGAACCAACUAGAUCAGAGACGAUUCGAACGAAGUCAGCGGGGCCCGGAGCGAUGAUGGCAGUUGGCACGUCCUUUGAAGAUGCGCAGGAGCUAUGCCACCUAGAAGAUUUUGCUGGAACUCUUUGCGUCGCCGCACACAAUUCACCAGAAAGUGUGACGCUUUCUGGUGACUCGUCGACUAUUGAACGAGCGAGGCUGGUUUUCGAGGAAGAGGGCAAGUUUGCUAGACCAUUAAAAAUUUACCAAAAUAUUCUUGGAACCACGAUCGACGGCUAUGGUGUGAAGCACGGACGUACAAACAUGAGCGUUCACAUGAGCUGCCUUAUCAUGACCUCCUCGGACGAGUCACCUCAGACAGCACUGCAGACCAAUGGCGGCUACAUCUCUCUAGCGAUGGAAUCGGCUAUGCAGAUUGCUGGAUCAUCACCUGUUCAAUUGAUCGAGUUGCUGGAUCUGGACAUUGCCAAAGCCAUUGUCAUUAGCGAGACUGCACCCACAGAGCUCGUCAUCUAUCUGAAUCGCAUAACCCGGAACGAUAUUCAAGAGGUCACGGCGGAGUUCUCUGUUUACUCCGCCGUUGCUACAAAGGAUUCAGCUGGACUGACAUUGAAUUGCCGCAGCGACUUACGUAUCACGCUUGAAACCAAGGCGGCAAGAACCGCAGCACCACUGCCGCCGAGAAAGAUCCACUCAGUCAACAUGUCUGAAGUCGACGUAGAACGCUUUUACACCUCCUUGCGAGACGAUGCCGGCUAUACAUACGAGGCACCAUUCAGAAACAUUACCCAGCUUUCGCCUGGUGAUAUUGACCUCUACUCUUCUUCCGAAUACGAAAACAAGAUGAUGCACUAUGGCGAUGAUGCCGACUUCAACAUCACACGUGCUGUUGGCGAACACUUACCGCUCCCAGAAGUCAUGUCUGGGGAGGUCAAUAUUUUGGAGUACAUGGCACAGAAUGAUUACCUUGGCCGCUACUAUCGGGAAGCUGCCGGGUUUGAGUCGCUCAAUGACUCCGUUGGGGGUCUCGUUGCUCAAAUCACCAACAAAUAUCCACAUAUGAACUUCUGCGAGGUCGGUGCUGGAACCGGCGGCGCCACCAAGCCGUCUUGGACGUUGAAAAUGAUAUACAAGACCUUGAACAUCGAGCACGAUCCAGUGGACCAAGGCUUCGUACCACAGGCAUAUGAUUGCGUUGUGGCCGCGAAUGUCUUGCAUGCGACCAAGUCGCUUGAGACCACGCUCCGCAACGUUCGAAGCCUAUUGAAACCCGGUGGCUACCUAAUACUAUUUGAAAUCAUCGGUAACAACGUCAUGCGUAUCCCGAUGGUCAUGGGCGGCCUUCCUGGGUGGUGGAUCGGCCAUGAAGAUGGACGAAAAUACGCUCCCACGAUUGAACUCGAAGAAUGGGACACCAUCCUCAGACAGACAGGCUUUUCCGGUGUGGAUACCCACACUCCCAUGAAAGACAAGGUCUCUUUGCCUGGUGCGAUUUUCUGUUCUAUGGCUCUUGACGAGAACAUUGACGCUCUACGGAAUCCUCUCGUGAAGAACAUUGAUCAAAGCGCCAAUGACUGUCUGGUUAUCUUGCAAGGGAAAACUGACAUCAGCGAACAGCUUUUGGGUAUGCUCGAGCUGCACUUUACCAAAGUUGUCGUUGCUGAAAACUUGGACUCCCUGCCAGAGAUACCUGCUCACGCCCAUAUAUUGUCGCUACAAGAUUACGGCGACUCCAUCUUUGAGAAUCUCACCGAACUUCGCUGGGCCAACUUACAGAGACUACUCGAGUCGCCACGGACGGUACUCUGGGUAACUAGCGGUGCUCAUUGCUCCAAUCCAUAUGCCGCUAUGUCGAUCGGUUUAUUCCGAAGUCUCUACCACGAGCUCAUGGGAUGUCUAGUGCAAACUUUGGAUUGCGAGGUUGUACACAAGGCCUCUGACUUGCAUACGAUUGCCGAACUGGUACUUCGCCUAAGGAAGCUUGCAAGCCUGAGCCAGCGAGACGAAGACGCCGAAAUUUUGUGGACUGUCGAGCCCGAACUACGCCUGCGUGAUGGACGACUAGAAGUUCAGCGAGUACGUUCAGCCUGGGAGCGAAAUGAUCGCCUUAAUUCAUGUCGUCGACCCAUCUUCCAGGGUCAGGAUGCUCGCAUCGCGUUCCUCGACUUGCGUUUUAACGGCGUAAGACACGUACUCGAAGAGACCCAGAGUCCAAAACCUUUGGCCGAUGGCGAAUUCAUUUCUGUCAGGGUGACGACAUCAUUCCUAUUGGCUAUAAAGACCCCCAUGGGGCAUGCAUUUAUAUGCCUCGGGUUCAACCAAGAUAGUGGAGAGAAGGUCUUGUGUUUGUCCGAGACGAAUUCGUCGCGGCUGAUCAUCCACAAAUCUUGGACUCGCAAUGUUUCUGUUGACGUGAUUGACCGGCAAUACUUAUCUUUGGUCAUCGGAGCUUUGGUCAACCAGCAACUCGUGGACGCUCUGCCUCCAUCCGGAGCUCUCUUAGCGUACGACCCGGAUCCUGGUCUUGCCUCGCUCUUAUCUAAACAAAUGUCCAUUCAAAACAGAAUCGUCUUGUUCGUCACCUCGCGCCCUAGGAUGCAACAUCAUCGGGGCAACUCAGUCACCGACCUGUUGCAUAGGGUUACAGAGUUUGCCGAGUCUCAAUUGAAUGGCGUUCCCGAUGGCGUCGCUCUUGAGACAAUGCCUUUACGUGAUAUUGUUCUGACAACAGAGCCGUUUGAGGGGGCAGAAGUGAAGUAUUUCCAGAACGACGUCGCCGACUUCACAUCCGUUGAGAAUACACUCGAACAAAUUACCGGGUCUAUGCCACCGCUAGGUGGCGUUGCUCUGGGCGCGCUGGUUCUUUGCGAUCGCAUGUUUGCCCAGAUGAAACUCGACGAGUUCCAACGGGUCAUGGACCCCAAGGUCCAGGGCACUCUCAACUUCAGUCGACUCUUCUCACUCGAGUCAAGUUUGCCGCCUCUGGACUGGUUUAUUGGGUUUUCAUCGAUUGUGGCUACCAUGGGCAAUCCUGGACAAGCCAAUUACUCUGCGGCCAACUGUUUUAUCAAAGCAGUUAUCAACCAGCGCCGAGCCCAAGGUCUGGCUGGCUCCGUCAUUGAUAUCUCGCGUGUUAUUGGUGUAGGCUACGUUGAGCGAGAGAUGAAGAGCGACGGCAGACUAACGAGAGAGCAAAAAGAGCGUCUCUUCACUGGAUCCAUGACCCUGCCCAUGUCGGAGACUGAUUUGCAUCAAUUGUUCGCAGAGGCCAUCGUAUCGGGCCGCCCGGCGGCGGGAGACAAUGGUAAUCACGAUAUAAUUACCGGGAUGGCGCCGGUGCGCAAGGAGAACGCACAUGAUAAGUCCUGGCCAAACAAUCCUAAAUUCGGACUUUUGGUGAAAGUGGGCGAGGAAAGUGCUGCCGAGUUGAGCGAGCAGGCCAGCAACCGUAUCCCAAUCAAGAAGCUACUUGCCGAAGCAGGGUCACGAGAUGAGAUGGACAAGAUCCUCAAAGAUGCUUUGAUCAGUAAACUCCGGGCUGUUCUUUUUCUUUCAGGAUCCGAUGUCUCGGUUGAGGAUGUGCCACUCAUAGAUAUCGGUGUCGACUCGCUGGUGGGCGUUGAAAUUCGCGCGUGGUGUCUAAAGCAGUUUGACGUUGACGUCCCGGUCAUAAAGAUUCUCGGAGGAAUUUCUUUGAGUGGAAUCGUGGAGCAGUUCAAUAAGUUUAAGAGUGCGAACAACUGCCAGGCGCCCAUCGACAUUACGGGCAAAUUUCCUUAUGGCUUAGAUCGCAUUAAUCGCAUCCGCAACUCGCGGAAGUCAGGCGAAGACAUUCUGGACGACAUUCUUGGAGGAGAGUUUAAAAAUGCCAGUACUUUCCAAAUGACCAUGGUGGAAGGUAGCUGCGUUCUUACAACCACAGAGCCGGCAAACUUGCAAGCCAUGCUCGCUACCCAACCGCAGUUUGCUCGGGACAAUAUCAAUGACCUCGACGAAACAGAAAGAGCUUCGGAUUUGUUCGUGAAAACCAUUGGAGCAGCUGGCAGCGACGGGUGGACUUCGGCGGUCGAUUUACAGCCUGCUGUGUUCAACUUCACUCUUGACACGGCCACGUCUUUCUUGUUCGGAGAAUCGGUCGAGUCCCAGUCGGCCUACAUACAUGCAAAGAAUUCCAAUCUUGGCGGAACUAAAGAUGCCACGGCAGCGCAAGAGGCGACAUCUGCCAAUUUCCUCGACGCUUUCGCAACGGCCAGCGAUUAUACGAUAUAUCGGCUUAGACUUCAAAGUCUCUAUUGGCUGGCUGAUGGCUUCAAGUUUAGACGCGCCGCAAAGACGUUGCAUGCCUUUACUAGCCGGUUUGUUCGACGUGCCUUAGCAGCAACUGCGGAUAGCAAAGACGAAUCGUCCAAGACGGCCAAUGUUAGCACAAAUCUUUUGCAUGCCUUGUCUACGAAAACGAGAGAUGCUGAGGAGCUUCGUGCCCAAGCCACAGCUGUUCUGUUUGCCGGCCGGGACACAACGGCAGCCCUUAUAUGCUGGUGCCUCCUCCGCCUUGCUCAACACCCGAAUCUCUAUGCCGAACUCCGGGAAACGGUGCUCACAACCUUUCCACGGGGAGAACCCACUGGGCUCGCACAGUUAAAGUCUUGCCGCAUUUUACAACAUUUCAUCAAUGAAGUUCUUCGCUUGCAUCCUGCCAUUCCUUUCAACACUCGCGUCGCGAACAAACAUGCCAUUCUGCCUCGUGGAGGUGGGCCUAAGCAAGAUGCUCCGAUCGCCGUAUACAAGGGUCAGACUAUUGCAUUCAGCAUGUAUCAUAUGCACCGCCGUGUAGAUCUCUGGGGCAAAGACGCAGCCGAGUUCAAGCCAGAGAGAUGGAAACAAAAGUCCCCGCCUGGCAGUUUCUGCCCUUUAGCGGAGGCCCUAGAAUUUGCAUUGGACAGCAAUACUCGCUAG
This is a messenger RNA of Parascedosporium putredinis, 5994 nucleotides long. The record is from the annotation of a GenBank genome assembly. Lineage: Eukaryota; Fungi; Ascomycota; Sordariomycetes; Microascales; Microascaceae.